This is a messenger RNA of Malus domestica (apple), 1844 nucleotides long. Its product is annotated as geraniol 8-hydroxylase-like. NCBI's taxonomy places the organism in Eukaryota, Viridiplantae, Streptophyta, Magnoliopsida, Rosales, Rosaceae. The record is from RefSeq and is a predicted model, not a curated record. Gene Ontology annotation, molecular function: monooxygenase activity; oxidoreductase activity, acting on paired donors, with incorporation or reduction of molecular oxygen; iron ion binding.
UACACGCAACAUUCAUCAUCUCUUUCAACAGUUGCACUAGAGUUACAGGUUUAGGAGAACGAGGAGACAGAGCUCAGAGAUGGACAUCUGGAGUUGCAUACUACUAGGUCUAAUGGUUGCAUGGAUCUCAAUUUACACUCUCUAUUAUUCACUUGGAAGAAGAUCAUCAGUUACCACAAGGCUCCCACCUGGACCAAACCCACUUCCCUUCAUUGGCAAUCUCUUAGAGCUUGGCAACAAACCCCAUAUCUCUCUCACCAAGCUUUCACAACGCUACGGCCCCAUAAUGGCCUUGCAACUCGGCCAAAUAACGACGGUGGUAAUUUCUUCAUCAACCGUCGCCAAAGAAGUCCUCCGAACCCACGACCAACUCUUCUGCAACCGAACCGUCCCAGAUGCGAUCCAGGCCUGUGACCAUGCUAAGUACAGCAUGCCCUGGAUACCGGUUUCAGCGGCAUGGAGAAACCUUCGAAAAAUAUGCAACUCGCAAUUGUUUGCCACCAAAGUUCUCGACGCCAACCAAGGCAACCGUCACCUAAAAGUUCAAGAGCUCAUAUCCGAGGUCAAAGAAAGCGUUUUAAAAGGUGAAGCCGUUGAUGUUAGAAGUGCUGCUUUCAAAACUACGCUCAACUUGAUGUCGCGUACCGUAUUCUCUGUGGAUUUGGCGGACCAGAAUAGUGAGACGGCUAGAGAGUAUAAGGAGUUGGUAUGGGGUAUUGUUGAAGAGAUUGGGAAGCCAAACUUGGCUGACUAUUUUCCUGUACUUAAGAAGAUCGAUCCCAUGGGAAUACGGCGUCGUCUGGCCAAUCACUUCCAGAAGAUGAUCGGCCUCUUUGACCGCAUGAUCACACAAAGGUUGGAGUCAAGAAAAUCACGUGAUUAUAUCACAACUAAAGAUAUGUUGGAUACACUUAUAAACUUCAGUGAAGAGAAAAGCGGGGACAUGGACAUGGCUGAAACUGAGCAUUUGUUUCUGGAUCUGUUUAGUGCAGCCACAGAUACAACUUCAGGCACAUUGGAGUGGGCAAUGGCUGAGCUACUCCGCAACCCAGAAAAACUAUCACAAGCACAAGCAGAGCUGAAGCAAAUCAUCGGCAAAGGAAAGCCAGUUAAGGAGUCACACAUUGCUGGACUCCCUUACUUACAAGCCAUAAUCAAAGAAACCUUCAGAUUGCACCCAGCCACUCCAUUUCUACUUCCUCGAAAAGCCGAAAUAGAUGUUGAAAUCUGCGGGUACAUUGUACCAAAGGGUGCACAAGUAUUGGUCAAUGCAUGGGCCAUAGGGAGAGACCCCAACAUUUGGGACGAUCCAAACUCGUUUAUGCCGGAGAGGUUUUUGGAUUCGGAAAUUGAUGUUUUAGGGGGAAACUUUGAUCUUAUUCCGUUUGGUGGUGGGAGGAGAAUAUGUCCUGGAUUGCCAUUGGCAAUGAGAAUGUUGAAUUUGAUGUUGGGCUCGCUUAUUAAUUCGUUUGAUGAUUGGAAGCUUGAAAAUGGAGUUGUAUCAGAGACCUUGAACAUGGAAGAGAAGUUUGGCAUCACCUUAAAGAAAGCUCAGCCUCUCAUAGCUGUGCCCAUGCUAUAUAAAAACCUAGCAUGAUUUUUACUUUACUCAAUAUUGUAUGUAUGGGAGUGCGCCUAUAGAACCAUACGUUGUUGAUAUUGGAAUAAGUUAAUAUUUAGUAGAAAAGAGAAUGUAAAUAUUUUGUAAUUACUAGAGUCUUGUUUUAGGAAAGGUAUUAUGUUCUUUAUUUGUUGCCUUUCUUGUAACUAGGGUUGUACAUAUCCUUUUAUUGAGAAUUAUGGAAUACACAGAAAUUAUCCCGUAAAAUUCUAUUUGGUAUCAA